AUGCGUCACUUCCUCCCGGAAGACACUUUCUUCAGGAACCACUCAGAUUCCUGUCACUUCUCAGAAUCCUUCUGUGGUGGCCAUGGCUCUGCCACCCUUCUUCGCCCCGGGUCGCCCCGGCCCGCCGCCCCCGCAGCCGCCGCCUCCCGCUCCCUUCGGCUGUCCGCCGCCGCCACUACCCUCCCCGGCCUUCCCGCCGCCUCUUCCCCAGCGGCCUGGCUCCUUUCCGGGGGCCUCCGCCCCCUUCCUCCAGCCUCCGCUGGCUCUGCAGCCCCGGGNGAGGCUGAGCGGGAGGCGGAGGCCGCGCGGGCAGCUGAGCGCGAGCAGGAGAUUGACCGCUGGAGGGUCCAGUGCGUGCAGGAGGUGGAGGAGAAGAAGCGGGAGCAGGAACUUAAAGCUGCUGCUGAUGGUGUCUUAUCUGAAGUGAGGAAGAAACAAGCCGACACCAAAAGAAUGGUGGAUAUUCUUCGGGCCUUGGAGAAAUUGAGGAAACUUAGGAAAGAGGCUGCGGCAAGGAAAGGGGUCUGUCCUCCAGCCUCAGCAGAUGAGACUUUUGAGCAUCACCUUCAGCGACUGAGAAAACUCAUUAAAAAGCGCUCUGAACUCUAUGAAGCUGAAGAGAGAGCCCUCCAAGUUAUGUUAGAAGGAGAACAAGAGGAAGAGAGGAAAAGAGAAUUAGAAAAGAAACAGAGGAAAGAAAAAGAGAAAUUUUUACUUCAGAAGCAUGAAAUCGAGUCCAAGUUAUUUGGGGAUCCAGAUGAGUUCCCGCUCGCUCAUCUCUUGCAGCCUUUCCGGCAGUAUUACCUCCAAGCUGAGCACUCCCUGCCAGCACUCAUCCAGAUAAGGCAUGAUUGGGAUCAGUACCUGGUGCCAUCUGAUCAUCCCAAAGGCAGCGCCAUUCCUCAAGGAUGGGUCCUUCCUCCGCUCCCCAGCAACGACAUCUGGGCAACCGCUGUUAAGCUGCAUUAGUAAAGAUGCUCCAGGAGUGUCAUCCAGCCAAGACUCUUUUCCAGCUCGAAGUAUCAGUGAUGCUGGCGUCUUGUACAGUAGACCAGACUCCAUGUGGCAUUGCCCUACCCAGAAGUUAUAUUUUUCUUCUGUCCUCUGUCUCAGCCAGAGGUGCCUCUUGAAUCAGGAGAUUAAUACGAUUCUUCAAGAAAGGACCUAGGUGGACUGAGGUUAUCGUGACAGGCAGUGGCCUUGGUUCACCGAAUUUGCCUCUGUUUUGAGGGGCUUCAUCCAGAGUGACUUGCAAGUUUACUCGUACCUUUCUUGCAUGGUAAUGGGUAAGUACACUAUACACACAUAUCCACGACACAGGUGUGCUCUGGGUAGAUUAGCAGUCCUUCCCCCAGGACCGCUUGUUAAGGCAAGCUUGAUGCAAAAUCUCCUUACCUUUCUUACCCAAAGACCCCCCUAACUUCCAGGAAGAAAAGUCAGGAAGGCUUUAUCUUCAGUUUUGUGAAUUCUACUUUUGAUGCAGCUGGAGAGGCUAGGCUGCCAGAAAAGCUGGUGGCCUCACUGCUAGUCAUGUGGAGAACUUGGAAGGCCUGCAGAGUACUUGUAUCCAAACUGGAUUGUGUUUUAAUGGGUGCUGGCUGCAUUUCCCCCAUGUCAGAAGGAUCCUAAUGAAAGCACCUGCUUUUUAAGUUCCUAAAGGUCUGGUUGUUCAGAAUCCCCAGCGAUAAAAAUUAAUUUCCUUAUAGGAUUGGGACCCUGAUUAACUUUACUCAGUCACCCUGUGGGAGCCGGUAUAGUGGAAAUUGUGGAAUUUUCUUAAGAACUCAAGCUUCCAAGAAUACACAUGUAGUUGAAGUGAGGGACAGGGGGAAAGUGGAUUGAAAUGAUAAAGUUUAUUUUUUAUAUUCAUUAAUAAAUGCUGUUGUGCCUGGAGAUAAUCAAUCAUA
This is a messenger RNA of Odocoileus virginianus texanus, 1907 nucleotides long. RefSeq names its product programmed cell death 7 (gene PDCD7). NCBI's taxonomy places the organism in Eukaryota, Metazoa, Chordata, Mammalia, Artiodactyla, Cervidae. The record is from RefSeq and is a predicted model, not a curated record.